CUGGGAGGACCCUCUCCGCAGGAUGUUCUCUCCACCAAAGAACUCCCUGUAACAGGCGAUGAUGACAAUCCCGGCGGGACCUUGGAAAGCACUAACAUUUCAGUAGUCCAGCACCCGUGGGUGGCCGCUUAUCCCUCCUUCUCCACGCCCCGCCCUCCCAUCGCUCACCGUGAUGGUGUAUUAACCAAGAAGAACCCUGCUUCUUUUCUCCUCACCCCUCAACUUUCGGCAGCUCUGGGAUUUGUAUGGCAGCAGCGUAACCGUGGAGAGGCCGGGGUAUCACAAACUUAUGGAUUUUGAUAAGAGAGGAGGGAAAGGGGAGCUGGAGGAAGGUAAAAGGAUGUCCAAGACAGGUGGAGGAAGGAGCAGUCAUGGAAGCCGGAGUGCUGGAACCAACUCGGGAGUCUUAAUGGUGGGUCCCAACUUCCGGGUUGGCAAGAAGAUUGGAUGCGGCAAUUUCGGGGAGCUCCGUCUAGGAAAGAACCUCUACACGAAUGAAUACGUAGCUAUCAAAUUGGAACCUAUAAAAUCCCGGGCCCCCCAGCUGCACCUGGAGUAUCGGUUCUACAAACAGCUCGGCAAUGCAGAAGGAAUUCCUCAGGUUUACUACUUUGGCCCCUGCGGGAAGUACAACGCCAUGGUGUUGGAGCUGCUAGGACCCAGCCUAGAAGAUCUCUUUGAUCUGUGUGAUCGGACCUUCACGCUCAAGACCGUCCUGAUGAUUGCAAUCCAGCUGAUCACACGGAUGGAGUACGUCCACACCAAAAGCCUGAUCUACAGAGACGUCAAGCCAGAGAACUUCCUGGUGGGGCGGCCGGGCAGCAAGCGGCAGCACACCAUCCACAUCAUUGAUUUUGGCCUGGCCAAAGAGUAUAUUGACCCCGAGACCAAAAAACACAUCCCCUACCGAGAGCACAAGAGCCUGACAGGGACAGCACGCUACAUGAGCAUCAACACCCACCUCGGGAAAGAACAAAGCCGCAGGGACGACCUGGAAGCAUUAGGGCACAUGUUUAUGUACUUCCUCCGUGGGAGCCUUCCUUGGCAAGGCCUCAAGGCUGACACGCUAAAGGAGAGGUACCAGAAGAUCGGCGACACCAAAAGAGCCACUCCAGUGGAGGUGCUCUGUGAGAACUUCCCAGAGGAGAUGGCCACGUACUUGCGCUACGUGCGGCGGCUGGAUUUCUUCGAGAAGCCUGACUACGACUACCUGCGGAAGCUCUUCACAGACUUGUUCGAGAGGAACGGUUACGUGUUCGACUAUGAAUACGACUGGGCAGGGAAGCCACUGCCCACCCCCAUCGGCACGAUGCACAGCGAGGUGCAGGUGCAGCCCCCGAACAGAGACAAAGCACAGCCACACACCAAACACCAGGUGAUGAGCUCCACCAACGGAGAGCUGAACACGGACGACCCGACGGCAGGACAUUCAAACGCCCCCAUCACAGCCCCCACCGAGGUGGAGGUGACAGACGAUACAAAGUGCUGCUGUUUCUUCAAGAGAAGGAAGAGGAAAACCACCAAGCGUCGCAAGUGAGCUGCCGGGGCCGGGUGGAGCGGCGUGCGCGAUGGCUCCUCUCCCUCUGGCCGUGGCUGGAUCUUGACCUGUGGAGCCGGCGGCGGCCCCUCGGUUUGGACGGGGGCGGGGGGGGGCCAGACGGCCUCCCCCAGCGCCCCACGCGCAGGCGGGGAGCGGGGCCUCCCCAAACUGCUUGUCCUUUCCUCCGCCACUCGCCCAGCGCGUGGCCGUUUACUCGAACCAAGCCCGACUUCGCUGAAGUUCCUGCGUCCGUCAAAAAGAAGAAAAAAAAAAAAAAAAAAAGAAGAAAGAAACGGAAACAAACCCACAGCGUCACUUGCUUUUGAGUCUAUAACUAGUUUGAAAAUGGGGAUCAACUCUACAGACUCUGAACCGUCGCUGUCAGAAGAAGCAGAAGACAAUUUCAAGAGCAGUGGGCUGAGGAGGAAGUUAAUUUUUUUUUUUUUUUUUUUUUUCUGUUGCUUCUUUGUCUCUUAAGUUAAUUUAAAGUGAGUCUCGGUGCA
This is a messenger RNA of Nipponia nippon (crested ibis), 2043 nucleotides long. The record is from RefSeq and is a predicted model, not a curated record. Lineage: Eukaryota; Metazoa; Chordata; Aves; Pelecaniformes; Threskiornithidae.